Oenanthe melanoleuca is the source of this 5240-nucleotide messenger RNA. RefSeq names its product DLG associated protein 3 (gene DLGAP3). The record is from RefSeq and is a predicted model, not a curated record. Gene Ontology annotation, biological process: signaling. The transcript has 12 exons. Lineage: Eukaryota; Metazoa; Chordata; Aves; Passeriformes; Muscicapidae. Gene Ontology annotation, molecular function: molecular adaptor activity. Gene Ontology annotation, cellular component: glutamatergic synapse; postsynaptic specialization. Bases 425 to 3310 code for a protein of 961 amino acids.
GCGCGCGGGGGCGACGGCUCCGCCACCGCCUCUCGCCUCUCGCCUCUCUCCGGCUGCACGGUGCCGGUGCCGGUGUCGGCACCCGGAGCGUGGCCGCCGCCGCUGCGCUGCCGUGGGUGGCCGUGACCCCGGGGACGCCUCCGGCCUCGCUGCGCGGCCUGGCCGCGGCAUGGGCAGCCCGCAGGGAAUUUGCAGGAUCAGAGGGAAUCCAGCCGCUGUGCCGCGGCCAUCCUCCGGCUCCUGCCGAGCCCAGGCCGGCAACUUCAUGGCUUAGCAGCGGCGGCGGAGCCUGCUGCCCCAGGGAUUCCCAGCGUGGAGGAGCGGCUGCUGGCGGGGCCAUGAGGACAGCAUCCCCCUGAGCGCCGGGCGAUGAGCCCGCAGGGGCAUCCCUGCAAGAUGCCGAGGCUAUGGGGCGGGUGCUGAAAUGAUGAAGGGCUACCAUGGGGAGCGUAGCCAGACACAGCCCUCCUCCGGCCACCGCUGCCGCUGCAUCCCAGAGAACUGCGAGCACCCUGCCGACUGCAUCCCGCACGGCCCCGAGGGCCGGCCGCCGUACCUGCCCAGCCCCAGCGAGCCGUGUUCCCUGGAGCAUCCCUACUGCCCGGCGCGGAGCCCCGGCGCGGCCAGCGAGUGCCCGGGCGGGCCCCUGAGCGAGCCGCCCUCCGCCAGCGCCAGCAGCACCUUCCCGAGGAUGCAUCACGCGCAGCAGCCCUACGACUCCUGCGACGAGUGCAUGGCGACCGCCCACCCUGCCAGCAAGAUCAACCGCCUGCCCCCCACGCUGCUGGACCAGUUCGAGAAGCAGCUGCCGCUGCACCACGACGGCUUCCACACGCUGCAGUACCCCCGGGCCGGCGGCGCCGAGCCCCGCAGCGAGAGCCCCAGCCGCAUCCGCCACCUCGUCCACUCCGUCCAGAAGCUCUUCGCCAAGUCCCACUCCCUGGAGGCGCCGGCCAAGCGGGACUACAACGGCGCCAAGAUGGACGGCCGCGGGGACGGCUACCACCACCACCACCACCACCACCAUCACCACCACCACCACCAGUCCCGCCACGGCAAGCGCAGCAAGAGCAAGGACCGUAAGGUGGACUCCCGGCACCGGUCCAAGAUGUUGGGCUGGUGGAGCUCCGACGACAACCUGGACAGCGACAGCAGCUACAUGGUGUCCGGCCGGCACGCCACCGACCAGGGCACCCAGUACUGCGUGGACGCUCCCGAAAGUGCCUUCAGAGACUUGACCUUGAAGAGUCUAAAGGGCGGCGGGGAAGGAAAAUGCCUGGCCUGUGCCGGCAUGUCCAUGUCUCUGGACGGCCAGACGCUCAAGAGGAGCGCCUGGCACACCAUGACCGUCAGCCAGGCCCGUGAAGCCUAUCCCAGCGCCGGCGGCACCGAGAAGACCUUGAUGCUUCAGGAAGCAAAGGCCAAAGACCGGGCGUACCAGUACCUGCAGGUGCCGCAGGACGAGUGGAGCGGGUACCCAGCGGGCAAGGACGGGGAGAUCCCGUGCCGGCGGAUGCGCAGCGGCAGCUACAUCAAGGCCAUGGGCGACGAGGACAGCGCCGACUCGGACAUCAGCUCCAAAGUGCUGCCCAGGGCGGCCACGCGGCGAGACAGCUACCGCCGCUCCUCCAGCGCCGACCAGGCCAGGACCAAGUUUGCAAGUAGGCACUAUUCUGAUUCAUAUAUCUGUAACUGUCCCAGCUGCUGCACGCCACCGCGAAUGCUCCCGCGGGGACAGAGCUACGGGCGCUCCUUCACCACCGGCCAGAUCAAUGACGAGCUCAACCACCAGUUUGAGGCCGUUUGCGAGUCGGUUUUCGGCGAGGUGGAGUCGCAGGCCGUGGAGGCGCUGGACCUGCCCGGCUGCUUCCGCAUGCGGAGCCACAGCUACCUGCGGGCCAUCCAGGCGGGCUGCUCCCAGGACGACGACUGUCUCUCACUCUUCUCCAUGUCGGCCCCUCCUGGGCCACCCAUCACCAGCAGCAUCCUGAAGCCCAGCACUUCCUUCAGUUACAGAAAAGCUCCACCUCCCAUCCCUCCAGGAACCAAAGCCAAACCUCUCAUCUCUGUCACGGCGCAGAGCAGCACCGAGUCCACCCACGAGAGCUACCUGCCCAGCGAGGUCGCCCGCAGCCCCGCCUGGUCCAAAGACGCCGCGGCGCGCUGCAACUCGGCCGAGAGCCUGGAGAGCUCCAAGGUGACGGCCGUGGCCCUCGACCUGCCCCCGGUCCAGCCCCGUGCUGCUCCCAAGCCCUCCACGCUCAUCAUCAAGGCCAUCCCAGGCCGGGAGGAGCUGCGGAGCUUGGCUCGGCAGCGCAAGUGGCGUCCCUCCAUCGGUGUCCAGGUUGAGGCCGCCUCUGACUCGGAUACCGAGAGCCGGAGCCAGAGGGAGUUCCACUCCAUCGGGGUGCAGGUGGAGGAGGACAAAAGGCGAGCGCGCUUCAAGCGCUCCAACAGCGUGACAGCGGGCGUGCAGGCGGACCUGGAGCUGGAGGGCUUCACCGGCCUGGCCGUGGCCACCGAGGACAAAGCCCUGCAGUUCGGGCGGCCCUUCCAGCGGCACUCCUCGGAGCCCGAGUCGGGCCGGCAGUACGCCGUGUACAAGACGGUGCACACGCAGGGGCAGUGGGCGUACCGCGAGGAUUACCAGCUGCAGUACGACACGGUGGAGGUGCCCCGGCGGGAUGCCUGGAUCGAGAGGGGCUCCCGCAGCCUCCCCGACUCCGGCCGCGCCUCCCCGUGCCACCGCGACGGGGAGUGGUUCAUCAAACUGCUGCAGGCAGAGGUGGAGAAGAUGGAGGGCUGGUGCCAGCAGAUGGAGAGGGAGGCGGAGGACUAUGACCUGCCCGAGGAGAUCCUGGAGAAGAUCCGGAGCGCGGUGGGCAGUGCCCAGCUCCUCAUGUCCCAGAAGGUGCAGCAGUUCUACCGCCUCUGCCAGCAGAACAUGGAUCCCAAUGCAUUCCCUGUGCCCACUUUCCAAGACCUGGCUGGCUUCUGGGACCUCCUGCAGCUCUCCAUUGAGGAUGUCAGCAUGAAGUUUGGGGAGCUCCAGCAGCUCAAGGCCAAUGGGUGGAAGAUCAUGGAGCCCAAGGAGGAGAAGAAGGUGCCUCCCCCGAUACCAAAGAAGCCGCCGCGCUCCAAGGUGCACCCGGUGAAGGAGCGCUCCCUGGACUCGGUGGACCGGCAGCGGCAGGAGGCCCGCAAGCGGCUCCUGGCAGCCAAGCGAGCCGCCUCCUUCCGCCAGAGCUCGGCCACCGAGAGCGCGGACAGCAUCGAGAUCUACAUCCCCGAGGCGCAGACCCGGCUGUGACCGCAGCCUCCGCUUUUCUACCCGGACUGGACGGCGCGGCCGUAGCUCACUGUGAUGGGGGGCCGCGGGGACACCCUGGGGCAGCUCUUGGCCCCACUCACAGCUUCUCUCUUUUCUAUCUUAGCCCUUUUCGUGGAUCCGACGGCGGGUGACCGCAAAGCCCGGUUCUGCCCCGUCCCCUUGCCCCCUCCCCGCCGCCCGCAUGCCCCUGCCAGCCUCUCCUGGGGUCCGGGGCUCUCCCUCCCUCUGCCCUCCCUGGGGCUGUGUCCCAGCUUUCUGUCCCUUUCCCACUCCCCAGCCCUUCUGCACACUCGCCCCUGCAUCCCAACCCAAAGAGAGGUGACCUUCAGCAGCCGGCGCCGCCGGGCUGGAGGGGAGGGGGCUGCAGGCAGGCCCCCCCGCCUCUCUGUACUCAGUGCAAUCCCCUGGUGUAUGGGGACGGGCCCCCAGCCCCUGCCCAGCCGGCACGAAGCUUUGGGACGUGCUGGGGACAAAGGGGUCCCCUCGCUGCUCUCCCCACCUGCGGCUCAGGUGCCGUGGGGACCCAGGGCUCCCUCCCCUAUAUACAUAUAUAAAUAUAACCCAAGGAAUAAACCAGAAACUACACGUGACCAGCGCUGUGUCCUGCCUGGUGGGACGGGCCAGAGCAGCAGAAGCCUCCGGUCACGGCGAGCCGCCCCGCUUCCCUCGCACGGAGCAUCGCCACGCGCUUCUCCCCUUCCCGCUCAGCCCUCCUUCCCCUCAGUCCAUCCCUCAUCUGUCCGUCCUUCCCUCCUGCCAGCCUGCAGUCCAGGAGCACCUCUGCAAUAUGGCACUAGCCAGGGACAGGCGAUAGUCCCCCCCGUGCCUUGCUGCAGGUGGGAGAUGCUUCCCCAGUGAGCCUGUUCCCAAACUGCAGUGACAAGGACCACACCUGGGCUUGGCACCAGUGGGUGGGGUGGGAGUGUGGACGUGGCCAGCAGCUGUCCCUCGAGUGUGGAGCUAGAGACCCCCUCAGGGGCUCACCCCUUCCCCCUGAGCUCCCGGAGCCCUGAGGGAUGGGACACCCCAGGAUAGGGCUGUCACGUACCUGAUGUCUCUCAGGGCCAAGGGACGCCCUGGGAUGUGGCUGUUCCCAGCUCCCCCAUCACUGUGCACAGAGCCAGGAUCAGGGUGGAGAGUCCCCUCCAGGGCAGAGCAGUGCGGAGGGGCAGGAGGCUGCAUCUGCCUCAUCCCUGUCCUCAACCCUCUCCAAGCAUCCUGUCCCCCUCAGUGUCCCUUCUGGUGGCACAGGGGGGAGGACCCCACUCCCGUCCCUCACUCUGCCACGCCAGCAGCCCCACGCAGCAUCACCAGCCACCCCCCCAGGGCAGGGCCAGUGGGUGCCAGGCAGCUCCCGAAAUCUGGGGCCAAACCUCGCCCAGGCCCUCAGGCAGGGCGGUGGGAUCAGAGGCAGCGGGGGGACGCCUCGCUCCUGGGGGCCCGUCGGUGCUAAACACCUCCGUGACGGCAGCACCCACUCAGCCACCCGAAGCCCUUCCCCACCCCACUCCCCCUGCACCCCCAAUUUAGGGAUGUGCCUGGGAAGGGCCCCCGGCCCCCGCCCCGGCCAGCGCCGUGCAGUGACCGUGACACGUGGCUCCCUUUUUAUUGUAACGAACCGCCGCAAUUAAUAAAGAUGACUUUGGUUACUCCGGGCCAGCGGCCACUUCCCUGCGGGGAUAUGGCCGGCACCGGGCUCGCCUUUCACCUGUCUCCCAUCCUUUUGUGUCCGUGGGGUGGGAAAUGGAUGUCUGUGGGGUGGGAAAUUGGUAACCGUGGGGUGGGAGAGGGGUUUUUGCCGUUCUCCUCGUGGAUCUCCCCAUGCAGAUCUCGCACGGGUCUCCCCAUGGUCUUUUCCAGUGUGGUCUCUGCUUCUGUCUCCCUAUGGAUGUCCUCCUGUGGAUGUCUC